AGAGAGAGAAGCCAAGCUUUGAAUUGAUAAAAUGUAUAUAAAGAGGUCCACUCAAUAUUGGUUAUGUGCACAAGGCAUCACCCACUUCUCAAGCAUUUGGCCUCUACACCAUCUACUAUAGAUUAUGGAAGGCAAGGAGGAAGGCAAGCAUGCUGACGAGUCAUUGUACUCAUGGAGCCAGAAAAAAGGAGGAUUCAAGGCUUGCCUAUUUGUUUAUGCAUUGUCGACCUUGGACAGUGUUGGAUCCGUUGCCAACAUGUCCAUUUUUGUUCUUUACUUCAAGAAUGUGAUGCGAUUCGAUCUGUCUCAGUCUGCAAAUACUUUCACAAACUACAUGGGUUCAGCUUUUUUGCUUACUGUCGUGGGAGGUUUCAUCUCGGACACUUACUUGAGCAGACUCACCACAUGUUUGAGCUUUGGACUACUUCAAAUUCUGGCAUUGACAAUGAUCACAAUCCAAGCCUUCUCGAAGAAAUUACAUCCUGAAGCUUCUUGUGGGAAGUCUACUUGUGUGAGAGGUGGUGAAGCACUCAUGUUUUAUAGCUCCCUCUGUUUGUUAGCAUUGGGAGGAGGUGGAGUUAGGGGGUCCCUUGCACCACUUGGGGCUGAUCAAUUUGACCCAAAGGAUAAAAAAGGAGCUAAGGGUCUUGCAACUUAUUUCAAUUGGUUAUUCCUGAGUAUAACCACAGGAGCAAUUGUGGGAGUUACUGCUGUUGUGUGGGUUAGCAUGAACAAAGAUUGGUCAUGGGGUUUUUUAAUUGGCACAAUUACUUCCUCUCUUGGUUUUAUUGCUCUUGCCAUGGGAAAGCCUUUCUACAUUACUCGACCUCGAAGGACCAGUCCUAUUACAAGGGUGGCACAGGUUAUUGUGGUUGCAAUUAAGAAUAGAAGGUUGACACUACCAAAAAAUCCUGAAGAACUGUAUGAAAUUAAUGAUAAAUUAAGAGACCCUUCAGAAGAAAAGGUUCUACAUACUAACCAGUUCAGGUCACUAGACAAGGCUGCCAUUCUUCCAGAUGGUAAGAAUCCAGAUCCAUGGAGAGUAUGCACUGUGACACAAAUUGAAGAAGUGAAGAUACUAACAAGAAUGUUUCCCAUUUUAGCAAGUACAAUCAUAAUGAACACAUGCUUGUCCCAAUUGCAAACAUUCUCAGUAAUCCAAGGCUACUACAUGGAUCCACAAUUAGGUUCUUUAAAGGUUCCUACAGCCUCAAUACCAGUAAUUCCUCUAGUUUUUAUGUCCAUUCUAAUUCCUGUCUACGAGUUCCUUGUGGUCCCAUUUGCAAGGAAGAUCACUGGGCAUCCAGCUGGCAUCACUCAACUUCAACGCGUUGGAGUUGGGCUUGUUCUCUCCGUCAUUUCAAUGGGUAUAGCUGGCAUUAUUGAAGUGAAGAGAAGGGAUCAGUUCUUCAAAAACCCGAGGAAGCCCAUUAGUCUCUUCUGGCUUUCAUUCCAAUAUGGUAUUUUUGGAAUUGCAGAUAUGUUUACUAUGGUUGGAUUGUUGGAGUUUUUCUAUAAGGAAGCUCCAUCAGGAAUGAAAUCAAUGUCCACUUCUUUUGCACCACUAUCGCUCUCUUUUGGCUUCUUCUUAAGCACUGUUUUUGUUGACAUUGUAAACUCCAUCACCCAAAGUGCUACUCCAAGCAAAAAAGGGUGGUUGAAAGGGCAGACCUUGAAUGAUAGUAAACUAAAUCUGUUUUAUUGGUUCCUAGCUAUCCUUAGUUGCAUAAAUUUUGGAAACUAUCUCUUUUGGGCUUCAUGGUACAAUUAUAAAGACAAUAAUACUACAGAAUCCCAAAUGGAAACGAAGGCUUUGAACGUUUCAUCGUGUACUUCCAAAAUCGAAGACACCAAGGAGGAAUCAAAAGUUCGUGAAGAAUUACAAGAGAAUAAGGAAUCUCAAAUGGAAACGAAGGUUUUUAGUGGUUCAUCAUGUACUUCCAAAGUCGAAGAUACUGAGGAAUCAAAAGUUUGUGAAGAAUUAGAAGAGAACACAGAAUCUCAAAUGGAAACAAAGGUUUUGAAUGGUUCAUUGUGUACUUCCAAUGUCGAAGACACCAAGUAGGAAUCAAAAAUUGGUGAACAAUUAGAAGAGAAUACAGUUGAGAAUAAUAUGUUGGUGAAGAAUUAAGGCUUGAAUCGAAUAUUCUCUGUCUCUGUCUCUCUC
Messenger RNA from Camellia sinensis, 2167 nucleotides. RefSeq names its product protein NRT1/ PTR FAMILY 4.5. NCBI's taxonomy places the organism in Eukaryota, Viridiplantae, Streptophyta, Magnoliopsida, Ericales, Theaceae. Gene Ontology annotation, cellular component: membrane. Gene Ontology annotation, biological process: transmembrane transport. The record is from RefSeq and is a predicted model, not a curated record. Gene Ontology annotation, molecular function: transmembrane transporter activity.